AUGGCUUCACCAUCUUCUUCUGAUCCCGUCAAUUCUACUACCCCUACCUCGACCCCUGAACAAAGUGACCAUUCCCAAGCCCAACCGGAACAAGCAGUAUUUACCCCCACAGCAACUGCAACAGCUCCAUCCUACUCUCCUAUCCUGGCCACAGCCCAACCAGACAACAAUAUGACUACUUCCCAAACACACGCAAAUCUGCCAACUAGCCCCAGCCCGACGACCACUACUGCAUUAGACGAAACCCCGGCUAUUUCUACCGCGACGUCAGGCUCUCCUCCACCUCCGCAGCCAGGCGCUGUUCCUGGUCUGACCACAGUAGCAGCUGCAGAGGAAGAAUUGCAGGAGCCACCGGCUCCAGCACCGGCUCCAGCACCAAAGACGGUUGAUGUACCUGCAUCGACUUUGAAUGCACCGGCGGUGACGGAAGUAGCACACCCUCCGACCACAACAAACCCAAUUCCCAUCCCCCCUUUGGCUUCUGGAGACACUGUUGGCGUAGCUCCCGCGACGGCGCCUGCGACUGCGGCCACAUCUACAACCAUAAAUUCAGGAGCAGGGGCAGGGGCAGGGACAGGGACAGGGACAGGUACACGCGCGGGCUACGGCUAUAGUUACAGCUACUCUCCUUCUUCAGUGCACCACCGCAGUCACAGUCAGACCCAAAGCCAGGCUCAGGCUCACCUGCAACAACCGCAAUACCCAAAUUCAACAACUACUCCAUACGCCUCUGUUUACCAAGCGCCUGUUCAUGCUGCUCCUGAUGCUACAACAGCCACGGCAACAGGAUUGGGAACUGGAACGCAUCUCCCGCUUCCCAAUAGCACGCCUUCUUAUAACUAUAACUCGAGCUACGGUUAUAAUAAUGAUUAUGGUGAGAGCAGCAGCAGUGGUAUAGCUGCAGAUGAAGACCAGGGAUUCUGGGGGAGCGCGAAAUCGUGGCUUCAGGCUGCAGGGAAUAAACUUGCGGAAGUUGAGGCAGAGGUUUGGAGGAGAAUUAAUGAAGCCCAUGACAAGUAG
Molecule: messenger RNA, 1020 nt
Organism: Aspergillus ochraceoroseus IBT 24754
Lineage: Eukaryota; Fungi; Ascomycota; Eurotiomycetes; Eurotiales; Aspergillaceae
Exons: 1
Coding region: 1-1020 (339 amino acids)
Source: RefSeq, a predicted model, not a curated record